Tigriopus californicus is the source of this 520-nucleotide messenger RNA. RefSeq lists its product as uncharacterized. The transcript is spliced from 2 exons. Lineage: Eukaryota; Metazoa; Arthropoda; Copepoda; Harpacticoida; Harpacticidae. The coding region runs from base 104 to 454 and encodes 116 amino acids. The record is from RefSeq and is a predicted model, not a curated record.
UGACCCCGAGUAAUGGAUUGAACUUAUAUAAAGUAUCAGAUUCUGAACUAAAGAGCGUCUUUAGUUUGACCGUGUCGCAAUCGAAAAAAGAUGCAACCCAAUCAUGGACGUGUUUUGGAUGUGGAUAGUUGUUGUUCUCCUGCAGGCAUUGCUGAUCGUGAUUUGUUUUUCACUUUCGGUCCUCAUGAAAUGCCUCCUUGAUCGGCCAGGGGGAGCUCUCCCCACUCAUCACCGACACAGACCACGAAGAGGUAACGGAAACAACAAUACCAACCAAUCAGGACAACAAAGCACCAUUCAGGGUGAUUCCAUUAGUGUGAUAUCUUCAUCUUCCGGGUGUGCCUUGCCUCCUCCAUACGAGGAAGUUUGCGAAAUAGAUCUGGACGCAUUACCAAAGUAUGAAGACAUUAGCCAACUCAAUCUCAAAGGACAAAAGCCAAUCAUGUCGGUGUGAUAACUUCAAGGAUGCAAAUCAUUUCUGUUAAAGUGAACGUUAAAUAGAUUUUAAACUUUAAAGCUG